AUGUCUCAAUAUGUAUUUAUUGCACCAGCUUUCGAGCCACGGAGGCCAGCCUACUACACCUAUCUUGCAACCGUUAUGGAAGGGCCGCUCCAGAACCUUCAAAAGCUGAAUGUCAUUGACUCUAUAAUCUUUUAUGUACUGGAGUAUCCAGCCUCGGUUCUUUCUGCGUUUAUCCCCAUAUUUGAUUCCAACCCGUACCUCAUCAUGCCGACACCUACGAAUCAAACCGCCAUUCCUAGCGUCACUAACCUACGCGAACAGCUUGGCUACGGCGAUACAAAGAAAAAGAUAUUCCACGAAUUGAAGACCGCCAUGCUAUCCUCUCGAGACGUCUUCGUGACUGAUGAAGGACUCCGUGGCCAAGAUCUCAUUGACUGGAAAUCUCGUGAGCAACAGACUGCCUUGUCGAAGAUGGUUCAAACAUUCCUAGACCGCGACAAGAAUGCGAAAAAGUUUUGGCCAGACGAUGAUGCACUUUAUACCACGAAGCUUAAGUUUUCAACCGAUCAGGAUAGAAUCAAGGGAAUUUUGCAACAACUCUUUUGGCGACUCAAUGUUCAAGACCACCGCAAUAACAAAUAUCGGGAGUCCUCGGGUAAAGAGAAUGACAUACACAAGGGAUCUGAAACCGGGCUUCAUCGCAAUGAUCCCAUAGAUCUGGAGAGCCUCGAGGAUGAAAAACCGCCGGGUCUGAGAUUGGCGAGAGAGCGAAGUCGCACCUUAAGAGCACAUACAGUUGACCAGGUUCCAAACGAGUCAGAGCUUACCGACGAUGCCUCUGUUUAUUCGAGCAUCUCAAGAGACCCGUACAGGGUACCACAGAGCCCUGAUCUCGGUGCUCAGGCUCCGACUCGAAAGGCGCGAAGAGAACCGGAGUGGGCUACUCCAGAGCAAUACUGGGCCGCCGGAGAGUCUCCAGACCGCCCGUCAAGCCUGGGCUCUAUCGGCAACAACCUUGGAGUCCCAGAUGGUACUACUGUUGCAACAGUAACGUCUCCAACUCGGCCAACUGUUGAAGAUGCGCCGCAAAAGGACCCCGUCAACGAUUUCAUCGAUGAGUGGACCAUGCAACAGAACGCCGACACUGAGGCCAUCCCGCCGGCCACAGAUGUGCCCAAGGAUCGCGCAAUGACUCCCAUUGCAACCGAGAGAGAAGAAGCGGCUGAGAAAUCUGACGCUGCAUUAGAGGUCUUGAGAGUGCAUCCUUCUACUAAGACUUUCACAUUCGAACCCUCUCUGUCUGAAGGAAAGGCCACCAACGCUGGCUCUCGUCCCGGCGAGAAUAUUGAACGAGACAACUUCGGACCAGAAGCUGGCAUUGCGGAGCCUAGAUUUACCUAUGUGGUUGUGACACACUACCCGAAAUUCAGAAGGAGGCUUUGGAAGCCGAAAGGAAGUUUCAGAGACAAGUCCCUUUCUGACAUGCUGACUGAGCUCCCAGCAUAUUAG
Molecule: messenger RNA, 1449 nt
Organism: Colletotrichum aenigma
Lineage: Eukaryota; Fungi; Ascomycota; Sordariomycetes; Glomerellales; Glomerellaceae
Exons: 5
Coding region: 1-1449 (482 amino acids)
Source: RefSeq, a predicted model, not a curated record